CCCGGCGACCGCAGCCUGCGCCCGGCGCUGCAGCAGAGCCCCUCUCGCCGCAAAACGGUGCGGUUCGCCGACUCCCUGGGCCUGGAGCUCACCUCCGUCCGCCACUUCUGCGAAGCCGACCUGCCGCAAGUCCCGCUGCCCGCCCCGCCGCGUCCCGCCGACCUCCUCAAGACCAGGAAGCCGCCGGCGUUGGGGGAACUGGAGCCGGUGCUCUUCGGGCCGCCGCCGCCGCUGCUGGAGCCGCUCUUCCCGCCGCAGCCCGGCGCCAGCCCCGGCUUCGCCGAGCGGGUGCGGCAGCACAAGGUGAGGCUGGAGUGGGUGCGGGCCGAGCCGGCGGGGCUGCGGGGCGCCGUCCGCGUCCUCAACCUGGCCUACGAGAAGGCCGUGUCGGUGCGCUACACCCUCAACCGCUGGGCCAGCUGCGCCGAGGUGCCCGCCGCCUACCAGCCGGCCGGCCCGGCCGACGGCCUCACCGACCGCUUCGCCUUCCUCCUGCCCCUCGGAGCCGCCGCCGGUGCCGCCGAGCCCACGCUGGAGUUCGCCGUCCGCUACCGCGUUGCCGGCGCCGAGUAUUGGGACAACAACGAAGGGGCCAACUACCGGCUGCGGGGCCGACAGCGCGGCCCGCCCGCCCCCGGACCGCUGCACGACCCCGACAGCACCGCCUGGAUCCACUUCAUCUGAGGCGGGGGGCGGCGGCGGGGGGGCCGGGGCCGCCUUCCCUGAGGGGACGGGGGAUCCGCGGGCCCGGUCCCGCCCGUCCUGAGGGGCCAUCGGGCCCGGGCCCGCCUUCCCUGAGGGGACGGGG
Calidris pugnax (ruff) is the source of this 808-nucleotide messenger RNA. It is a transcript of the gene PPP1R3E, whose product is annotated as protein phosphatase 1 regulatory subunit 3E. The record is from RefSeq and is a predicted model, not a curated record. Gene Ontology annotation, molecular function: glycogen binding; protein phosphatase 1 binding. Gene Ontology annotation, biological process: regulation of glycogen biosynthetic process. The annotation marks the transcript as partial. Gene Ontology annotation, cellular component: protein phosphatase type 1 complex. NCBI's taxonomy places the organism in Eukaryota, Metazoa, Chordata, Aves, Charadriiformes, Scolopacidae. The transcript has a single exon.